AUGUCGCACCAACGCUCUCUAUCGUCUAGCCUCAUGGGCUUCAUUAUGCCCUUAGGCAUAGGCACCGCCUCAGAAACGUCCACCCUGCAGAUGCACCCUGAGGAACCAUUUAUCCCUCUAGAUAACUUGUUCUACUCGUUUGACGAUACCAUGUCUAUGACCCUCGACCCAAUCGACACCAUCGGUGCGGCCCCUCCCUUCGAUGCCCCGCCGAACCAUGUUCCAACAUCGGCCAUCACCCCCGACGAGGGCAACGGCGAACCUGCGGCCGUAUACCCCGCGCCUAACGAUGAAAGCUCUGCCAACAACCCGUCUCGCGACCCCGUUAGUGCCGGGCCCCAAAAGGACCAAAGCGCACUAACCGAGUUCACAAAGCGGCGUAACUGGGCCGCCAAGGUUAUUGAGGAGCUCAAGGACCUACUACACAUUUUAGAUGCCAACGGGAGGAUUAAGCACGUCUCGCCCAGCGCCGAGAACUUGACUGGCUACAAGCCAGCCGAGCUUCGUGACCUCCUCAUGCAGGACUUGUUGCACCCGGACGACGUGGGUGUCUUCACUUCGGAGUUGAAUGCGUCCAUCGCCUCGGGCGCCUCGUUCCGUGUCUUUUAUCGCAUGAAGAGGAAGGAUGGCGCCUACGCCGUGUUUGAGUCGGUCGGCCACGCCCACAUCGCGGCAGCUAAAUUUGCGCCCAAUCCGAACAACCAGACGCCCUUCUGCCAGGCCGUCUUCAUGAUGGCUCGUCCGUAUCCGACUAAGAAUGCCGCGCUGCUCGAUUCCUUCCUAGAACAUAAAAUGGAGAACGAGCGCCUCCGUCGUAAGAUUGCCGAGCUCCGAAAGGAGGAACAGGAGGAGGCAGAGGAAUCCGAGAAGUCGUGGCAGCAAAGCCAGGAGACCACGCCAUCGGAAAAAGGCCUGCGUUUCGGCGGAGCGGGUUUCCAGCCAGACAGCCCGGCCGCGGCCCGCGACGCCCGCGUCUCGGCCGAUAGUGGCCGCACGGAGAGUAACGCUAGCACUCGGCGGGCUUCCAUCGGCAACACCCAUGCCGAUACCAUCGAGAUGCUCACUGGGUUGCGUUACCAAGAGGGCGAACGCAGCCACGGCCUUACCACCGGCAACCCCAGUCCAGCUCUCAUUACGGGUGACGCUGGCAUUGCCAUCCCGGUCGACAGGGACCAUCGCACUGGUGAUAAGAAGAAGAAACUUAAGUUGGCCGAAGAAUACGUGUGCACAGACUGCGGUACCCUCGAAUCUCCCGAAUGGCGUAAAGGUCCCGGUGGCCCGAAGACGCUCUGCAACGCUUGCGGUCUGCGGUGGGCGAAGAGAGAGAAAAAGAAGAGCGCCGUCACGGGAGCUUCGGACCACGCACCUGCAGCGGCCGAUGCGGUGUCAUAG
Molecule: messenger RNA, 1392 nt
Organism: Dichotomopilus funicola
Lineage: Eukaryota; Fungi; Ascomycota; Sordariomycetes; Sordariales; Chaetomiaceae
Exons: 3
Coding region: 1-1392 (463 amino acids)
Biological process (GO): regulation of DNA-templated transcription
Molecular function (GO): protein binding; zinc ion binding; sequence-specific DNA binding
Source: RefSeq, a predicted model, not a curated record